This is a messenger RNA of Dromiciops gliroides (monito del monte), 3414 nucleotides long. It is a transcript of the gene ACSBG1, whose product is annotated as acyl-CoA synthetase bubblegum family member 1. NCBI's taxonomy places the organism in Eukaryota, Metazoa, Chordata, Mammalia, Microbiotheria, Microbiotheriidae. The transcript is spliced from 14 exons. The record is from RefSeq and is a predicted model, not a curated record. Gene Ontology annotation, molecular function: long-chain fatty acid-CoA ligase activity. The coding region runs from base 16 to 2319 and encodes 767 amino acids. Gene Ontology annotation, cellular component: membrane; endoplasmic reticulum.
CAAUUCCCAGACUUUAUGAGCAUGCUUCAAAACGGGGAGGGAGGAGAGGAGUUGGCUUUGGUGAGACUUUUGUCUCCUCCUACUGCCUUAUGUUCUUUAGUUACUGUGGCUGCCUGCAAGAGUUCAGUCAGUCCUUUUUAUGCUUCUCAGGAUCUGUCAUCCAGUGUAGUCCAGUCAGCUCUGCAGGACCCCCUCAGCAUGCCUGACAGUGAAGAAAGCCUCAGGAAGAAAGCCCUGGAUGGAAGUUUAGGGAAGACUCCAGAAGGCUUCGAAACCAGCAUCCUGCCUGACCAUCAGCAAAUCUCCAAAGAGUCCCUCAACAAUGCCUUGGAUCACCUGUACCUGGAGAGAGCAGAGGAUAAAGAGGAAGUCUCUGCAGAGUCCCUGUGGACCACAUCCGCUGAUGGGUUGGUCAAGAUCCGGAUGGACCACACCUGCUCACAGACCCCAAAGACCGUGCACCAGGUGUUCCUCGAAAGUCUGGAGAAGUAUGGCAAUCUGAAUGCCCUGAGCAGCAAACGGGAUGGAAAAUGGGAGAGGAUCACCUAUUCUCAGUACUACCUUCUCUCCCGAAAAGCUGCCAAAGGGUUUUUGAAGCUUGGCCUGGAGCGUGUCCAUAGUGUGGCGAUCCUUGGAUUCAACUCCCCAGAGUGGUUCAUCUCUGCUGUGGGCACUGUCUUUGCUGGGGGCAUCCUCACAGGAAUCUACACAACCAGCUCCCCCGAGGCUUGCCAAUACAUUGCCCAUGACUGUAAGGCCAAUGUCAUCCUGGUGGAUACCCAGAAGCAACUGGAGAAGAUACUGAAGAUCUGGAAGAACCUACCAUCCUUGAAGGCUGUGGUGAUGUAUAGAGAGACCCCAGUGGAGAGAAUUCCAAAUGUAUAUACGAUGGAAGAGUUCCUAGAGAUCGGGAAUGAGGUUCCCGACGCCACCCUGGAUGACAUUCUCAGCUCCCAAAAACCCAACCAGUGCUGUGUGCUCGUCUACACAUCUGGCACCACAGGCAAUCCCAAGGGCGUGAUGCUGAGUCAGGACAAUAUCACUUGGACAGCCAAGUUCGGCAGCCGAGCUGGGGACAUCCAGCCGGCUGAGAUUCAGCAGGAGGUCGUGGUGAGCUACCUGCCCCUCAGCCACAUUGCUGCUCAGAUGUAUGACCUUUGGACAGGGAUCCAGUGGGGGGCCAACAUCUGCUUUGCUGAGCCUGACGCCCUAAAGACGAGCUUAGUGACUACACUGAGGGAGGUGGAACCCACUGCCCACAUGGGCGUGCCCAGGGUGUGGGAGAAGAUAAUGGAAGGGAUCAAGGGAGCAUCGGCUCAGGCUGGAUUCUUCAAGCGGAAGAUGUUCCUGUGGGCAAUGGCUGUGACCAUGGAACGAAACCUCAGCUGCCCAAGCAGUGACCUGAAACCCUUCACCAUGAGACUGGCAGAUUACUUGGUCCUGACCAAGAUCCGCAAGGCCCUGGGGUUUGCCAACUGCCAGAAGAAUUUCUAUGGCGCGGCUCCGAUGACCACGGAGACCCUGCACUUCUUCCUGGGCCUCAACAUUCGCCUCUAUGCGGGCUAUGGGCUGAGUGAAUCCUCAGGGCCGCACUUCAUGUCCAACGCCUACAACUAUAGACUCUACAGCUCUGGGAAGGUAUUGCCAGGCUGCAAGGCAAAGCUGGUGAACGUAGAUGCUGAAGGCAAUGGGGAGGUCUGCCUGUGGGGCCGGACCGUCUUCAUGGGCUACCUCAACAUGGAGGAGAAGACAAGAGAGGCCAUAGAUGAGGACGGCUGGCUACACACAGGAGACAUGGGAAAACUGGACAACGAAGGCUUUCUCUACAUCACUGGGAGGCUCAAAGAGUUAAUCAUAACAGCCGGAGGGGAGAAUGUGCCCCCCCUCCCUAUUGAGGAGGCCGUGAAGAUGGAGCUCCCCAUCAUUAGCAACGCCAUGCUGAUUGGGGACCAGAGGAAGUUUUUGUCCAUGUUGCUGACCCUGAAGUGCACUCUAGAUCCAGAAACCUCAGACCCAACGGACUGUCUCACCGAACAAGCCCUGGAGUUCUGCCAGAAGGUGGGCAGCAAAGCCACCAAAGUGUCUGAGAUAGUGGGCAGAAAAGAUGAGGCCAUUUACCAGGCCAUUGAAGAAGGCAUCCAGAGAGUCAACGAGAAAGCUGCUGCCCAGCCUUACCGCAUUCAGAAGUGGGCCCUCCUGGAAAGGGAUUUUUCCAUUUCUGGGGGAGAGUUUGGUCCUACAAUGAAACUGAAGCGCUUAGCAGUUCUUGAAAAGUACAAAGAAGAAAUCGCAUCAUUUUACCAAGAACCAAACAAUUAAUCAGGGGCUCUUUUUCUAGAGUCUCUACUGAACAGAUCCUUUGAGUUCUCCUCUGAGAAUCAGAUUUUCUUAAAACAGGGGCACAAAAAGAAUUCCCCACAAAUCUGUUAGAACUCCAGGAAUGAUGUGGGGUCCCAAGGUAGCCACAGCUGUCAGACUGUACGUACCUCUGCAGCUGAAUACCACAAAGGGGCAAGCUUUCACUUGUAGAUACUUAGUUUGAAUUCUGUAUGAUUAUAUGCUACGCAUAACAAAUACACCCCCAUAACCCCUCCACCUUCCUGACAAUCUUCAGGCUUCUUGGCUCUAAUCUCUGUUACAUUUGAUGAGUUGCAAAUCAACAUAGCAGAUAGAGGGAAGGCAGGUUGUCUUGUGGAAGUGACUUAUGACUAACAUAUGGAAAGGCAGGGAGAGGAGACUUGCUUAACUGCCAAGUAGAACGGCUUUCCGUUUGCACUUGAUCUGAAAGUUCCAGUCACCAAGGACUGGUGUCACCAUGGUUAUGGUGCUUGCCUAUGACCUAGCACUUUAAUGAAGCCGCUGACAUCUCCUUCUUAAUGGUCAUAAUUAAAUAAACAUAUCAUUUGAAUACUAAACAAAGCUUUCAAGGGGACUAAUUGAGUGAGUUCACAGUUGGAGGAUAACAGCUAAUCUAGCUUUCCCAUCCUUCAUUCGGCAACUGUUUUUCUAAACCAAUUAUCAGCCAGACAGAACAUUAUUCAUUUUCAGAACUACUGAAAUUAGGGGGCAGCUAGAUGGUGCAGUGGAUAAAGCACUGGCCCUGGAUUGAGGAGGACCCGAGUUCAAAUCCAACCUCAGACACUUAACACUUACUAGCAGUGUGACACUUGGCAAGUCACUUAACCCCCAUUGCCCUACCAAAAAAACAACAAAACAAAACAAAAAAAGCCCUUCACAAGAACUACUGAAAUUGCAUUUUGCUUGGAUAUGUGAAAAACCUUGGGAAAAGUACAUAACUUUCAAAGCACAUGGAGAAAAACAGUAAUGGCCUUCGCUGCCCACUCUUUAAGCAAUACAGGUAACCAGUGUAGAACAUAUAAAUAAAGAGAAUACAUAAAAAGUGUGGUUCAGUUA